AUGGCGGAACCGCCGCCGCCGCCCCUCCCGCAUCUGUUCCCGCUGGCCGGAGGUCCUCCUCUCGUGGUCGUCUCUCCAUCCACCGGCCCUUCCGCCCCCUGCCCUCCAGCUGCUGCUCCCGCUGGUGGUCCUCCAGCUGCUGCUUCGGCCACAGCCGGCCCUCCAUCUGCUGCUCCAGCCGCCAGCGGCCCUCCAGCUGUUGCUCCCUCCGCCGCCGGCCCUGCAGCUGGGGAUCUUGCCGCCAUUGGCCCUGCAGCACCAGAUCUCGGAGCCGCCGGCCCUGCAGCUGCGAAUCCAGCCGUCGGCGCCCCUACAGGUGCUUCUCCAGCCGCCGGCCCUGCAGAUGCUGCUCCAGCCACCGCCGCCCCUGCACUGUCUACUGCUGCCUCAUCCCCAGCAGCCGGCGCCCCUACAGCCGAUGGACCUUCUGUUCCAGCUGGUGAGGAUGUUGCUUCUUCAGCAUCUGCUCAAUCCCCGCGACGAAUUGCUGCAGUAAGGAUGGACCAGGCAUCAACAUGUGUGCUAGAAGUUAGGAUAUGUAGCAGUCGCCGUAACUUCAGUGGAGGUUUUUCCUUCAGUUGGAGCAUUGAUUUGCAUGCUAUCACUACUAUGAAGGGGUUUCUAGAUGCUAUUUCUGCACAGUACUCUUGGGUUGUGUGGUCUGAUGAUGAAACUAUCAUUGUAGAAUGGUUUGAUAGUAUUAGUGAGAAAUACAAACCUGUUGCAAAUGAUGAAGAGUUGAUGACAAUGUUUGAGUGUUUUAAGCAAGUUAGACAUGGCAAAGUAGCACUUAAAGUUUUAAAUGAACAUGAAAAAAGGGAUGAGUUAAAUGCUGAUAUGCCAUCUACUCCUUCACAUGCAACACCUUCUCUAGCACUGCCUAGUCAGCCAAGUAAUGUCAGUGAAGAAACUGAAGAACCUACGGAUACAUAUCUAGCGAAUCCACACGAGGAAUAUGAACAUGUAGGUGUUGAUGAGGAAGACCAGUACUCAAUUGGUAGUGCUUGCCCGGAUUCCGAUAGUAGUGAGGAUGAGCUUGAUAAUGUUGUAGUUGAUGUGGACGGUGUUGAGGACAGCAGUGAUGAUGAGGAGUGGAUUGUAGAAGAUGCUAUACCGGAUGAUGCUCCUCCGGAAGUAGCGCAUAACAUGGAAGACCCACCCAUGGCUGUGGGCACUAUAUACCCGAAUAUUGAAGUGUUUAGAUUGGCAAUUGCUCAAUACUCUAUUAAGCGUGAAUUUGAGUACAAAAUUGAAAAAUCUGAACCUACUCGAUUCAGAGCUAAAUGUGGACAAAAAGGAUGCAAAUGGAGAAUACAUGUCGGUACAAUUGAUGACGGUGUCACUAUGGAGGUGAAAAUCCAUGAUGAAGAACAUAAUUGUCACAGCACAAGAAAAAGUGAUAACCCAAAGGCUGCUUCGAAGUCUUGGAUAUGUUCCAAGGUAAUUGAUUGGGUAAAAGAAGAUCCUAGUGUGACAUCAAUGGAGCUACGAAGGAGGUUGCAUGACAAGUACAAGAUUUGGAUCCGUUAUGACAAAGUUUACCGUGGAAGAGAGCUAGCAUCGAUGAGGUUGUUUGGAAAUUGGGAUGAUUCAUUUGACAAGUUAUAUGCUUGGAAAGCUGAAGUUGAAAAGAGAUCUCCUGGAAGCAUAGUGGCCAUUGAUCACAUGGAGUACAAAGGGAAAAAAAGGUUUGUGAGGAUGUUUGUUACAUUCAAGCCUUUGUGUGAUGGGUUUUUGGCCGGUUGCCGACCAUACUUGGCAAUUGAUAGUACUCAUUUGACUGGGAAGUAUAGAGGUCAGCUAGCAAUUGCUUGUGCUGUUGAUGGGCACAAUUGGUUGUACCCUGUUGCUUAUGCAAUUAUUGACUCGGAAACAACAGAAAGUUGGGAUUGGUUCAUGGAGAAGCUUCAUCAAGCUAUUGGUUGUCCACCUGGACUUGCAAUCUGUUCGGAUGCAGGAAAAGGGAUUGAUAGUGCAAUUGAAGAGGUGUAUAAGUAUGCUGAACAUAGGGAAUGCAUGCGCCACUUGGUUGUCAACUUUAAGAAAAAAUUUCAUGGUAAAGUAUUUGAUGACCAUAUGUGGCCAGCAGCUUAUUCAUGGACUCCAGAAGCUUUCGAAGCCCACAUGGCAGCCAUACAUGAGAAAAAACCUAAAGCAAUAGAGUACUUGACAAGAUACCAUAGUAGGCUUUGGUCCAGGAGCAAAUUUUCCACUUCCUCAAAGGUGGAUUAUGUGACAAACAAUCUGGCCGAGUGCUUCAACAACUGGAUUAACAAGCACAAGGGCAUGAUGUUGUUUCAGUUGGUGGACAAAAUUAGAAGGAAGAUAUUAGUCAAGAUGGAGAAGAGGAGGAGGAUUGCCAAAAAAUUGGAAGGCCAUCGUAUACUACCUAGUGUCAUGAAGGAGUUGAAUGCAAAGAGUAGAGGGUUGGACAUAGAGUAUGAGAGGAUUGACCACAUGAAAGCAGAGGUGAGUGAGGGUGGUGAAGAUGGCAAGCGACAUGUUGUGGAUCUGGACAUGAGGACAUGCACAUGUAGAGAAUUCCAAGUAUCAGGGAAGCCUUGCAAGCAUGCCAUUUCCUGCAUCACCGGAAUUAGAGGGGUCACUAUAGAAGACUUUGUUGAUGAUUACUAUAGUGUUGCCAAGUUCGCAGCAGCAUAUACUCCUGUAAUGCCGGGGCUUACUGAUGCAUCUCAAUGGCCAAAGAAAACCCAUGAAUUCUUUUUGCACCCUCCAAUCCUUCGAAGGGCUCCUGGGAGGCCAAAAGUAGAGAGGCACAAGAGUGGUGCUGAGCAUAGCAAGAGCAAGAGAAGAAAAGGACAACAUCAGUGCCCAAUUUGCAAAGACUAUGGUCAUAGAUGGCAAGGUUGCAAAAAUGCUGAUCCAGAUGCAAAAGAAGCGUAUGCUGAUGUGGCAAAAGAAAGAAGGUAAGAGUGUAAUUUUGUUAAAAUUAUCAUGCAUAUAACAAUGCUAAUGUUCUUUUGGUCAUGUAGGAAAAAAAGAAAUAAAUCCAAAGUUGCAGCAAGGAGUGGUGACCCUAAUAUUCAAGCAAUCGAAGGUACCCAACCAACGUUGCCUCUUCCAUGUUCAACUACCAACCCAAGUGAAGUAGAUGUGGUGAAGUCAACAUCAUCUAAGACUACAUCAUCUAAAUCUGUGAGGUCCAAAACCGGUUCGAACCAAAUUGAGAGCACCUCAAUGGAAAUUGCGUCAACACCAAAGCGGCGCAAGGGCAAGUCGAAGGCAAAGGUGAUCCCAGCUGCAGCGGACAGCCCCGCAAUGGCCACUCGAAGCAAGAAAAGGCAACCAAACAGCCCUGCGAUGGCCACUCGUAGCAAGAAAAAACUGAAAGUGUGAACUUGUUUCUUUCUAUGACAUUUGUGGACUUGUUUUCUUGCACUGGACAUUGGUCUCUUUUGUGCAUUUCAAUUUCUUGUACUGGACAUUGGUCUCUUUCGUGCACUUCAGUUUCUUGUACUGGAAUAUGAGUACCAUGUCUAUUUCUCCUGUUUACUAUCCUCAUUAUGUGUUAUGAUGCAAAUAUAUUAUUGUCAUGUUUAUAACUGUUUGAUCCUGAAAUUACAAGCAAGGUGCUGCCAAUUUUUUUAUAGAGAAAUAUGUUAUCUUAAUAUUUGUUAUUCUCAUGCAAGCUAGCUCCAGCAAGGUGCUACCUUUUAUCCUUGUUAUGUGUUAUGAUGAAAAUACUAUAUUGUUCUCAUAAAUUGUUUGAUCUAUAAUUACAAGCAAGGUGUUGCCAAUUUAUUUUACAGAAAUAUGUAAUCUCAAUAUGUUAUGAUAAUUUGAACAGAAGUGCUUCAACAUGGUUAAAAGGAACAAUAGGUAAGGUUGCUCAUUUGCCAUUGAGGGUAAAAUCGUCAUUUUGCUUACUUUAACAGAAGUGGCUAACACCAAGUAAACGGCUGAUGGCAAAUUAGCAACGAAACAAGCUUGUAAGCGGUACAAGAGCAACGCUAGUUUGUUCGAUGGCAAAUGAGCAAUGACCGAGCUUGUCAAUGGUAAAUAAGCAAUUGUCUCAAUUGCAUGCCAUGGCAUAUUGGCAUGGCACGCGCGCACGACAAUGACAGAGA
Molecule: messenger RNA, 4088 nt
Organism: Aegilops tauschii subsp. strangulata
Lineage: Eukaryota; Viridiplantae; Streptophyta; Magnoliopsida; Poales; Poaceae
Molecular function (GO): zinc ion binding
Source: RefSeq, a predicted model, not a curated record